Molecule: messenger RNA, 780 nt
Organism: Cylicocyclus nassatus
Lineage: Eukaryota; Metazoa; Nematoda; Chromadorea; Rhabditida; Strongylidae
Source: the annotation of a GenBank genome assembly
AUGGCUAGCACAGUAAGAUGCCUUAAAGGACUCGUCACUAAAAGAAAUGACGCAGCAAUGGAUUGGCUGCAAGACUCCAUUCAAGCGCUCACAGACGCACAAGUCAAGGAAAGCGCAAGGAGAAUACGAACCUCUUUCGAUGAAACUCCAGAAACCACAGAAGAAGAGGAGGACCACCAGGACAAGUAUAUAGAAAUGACCCAGGCAACAAUAAUGAAACUGCACGAGCGCAGGACACGGUCUAAGAAGGAAGAAAUUGCACAGGGCACUUCUCCGAUCGAUGAAGGAGCUUCAAAAACUUUUGUACCAAGAACUGCUACAACCCUACUGCUAAGGCGGAAACAUGUCGUUAGCUCUUUGAAUCCUAAAGAAACAGAAGGAUCGUGGAAACAUUCAAACUCCAAACCACAGCACAACGAAGUUCGAGACUGGAUGCAAAUCAUGAAUCAGCAUUUCGAAACCCUUACGCAGAAAAUGGAGAACGGAUUCAAAACCGUCCGAGAAGAAAUCAAAAGGCAUCACGAAAAGGCACAAAGUAUAAAUACUCACACGGAGCAUCAAACCCCAGGAAGGACUAUGCAGACAGAGGACCAAGCGAAAGAAGGAUAUGUCAAGAAUUGCAGACAAAGGAGAAUGUCUUCUACGACUUCGCAAAAAAGCUCAAACACAGCAAUCAGAGUGCAAAAGCAGAAUAAUGAUAAGGAAAGAAAAUCAGCUUUCAAAGGAGCACAGGAAAGGCAGACCAAGCGAAUUUUUACGGAUAUCAAAAGAGCACGGUAA